This is a messenger RNA of Rhizoctonia solani, 447 nucleotides long. RefSeq lists its product as uncharacterized. NCBI's taxonomy places the organism in Eukaryota, Fungi, Basidiomycota, Agaricomycetes, Cantharellales, Ceratobasidiaceae. The coding region runs from base 1 to 447 and encodes 148 amino acids. The record is from RefSeq and is a predicted model, not a curated record. The transcript has a single exon.
AUGCAAUGCAAAAAGAAUCACAGGGACGAUAAACCACCAGCUCAAAUACAUGAUUACCAUGCCAUCUUGACUGUACUUUCGAAUUCCGAGCCAGAACAGCUUUUGCGUAUCUACGGGAUAAAGCGGCCCAACAUCCCAUACCAGCGAACCCAUGAAACCUCGACCGUACCGAGACCUGAACCCCCUUUCCCCUACCCUCCGCCAUCUAAGCAUCGAUGGAAUAUCCCCGCAUUUUUCGAACCCCAUAUCAUACGGUGCAAGGAAGGCAAAAACUCAAGCACGAGGUCGGAUGCUACCACCCAAUAUUACUGGUCCGAACCAUUUUUCGAAAAUAGACCUCCCCACCCCUCUUUCUCUCGUCCCCCCUCUCUCUAUCGCUCUCCGUCCCGAUGCCCCGCGCGAUUCGAGGCGUUCCGAGUCCCCCGCAGCGACGCAAUGUCGGGGUAA